This is a messenger RNA of Tilletiopsis washingtonensis, 1204 nucleotides long. Its product is annotated as cysteine proteinase. Gene Ontology annotation, molecular function: cysteine-type deubiquitinase activity. The record is from RefSeq and is a predicted model, not a curated record. Gene Ontology annotation, cellular component: cytoplasm. Gene Ontology annotation, biological process: protein deubiquitination; ubiquitin-dependent protein catabolic process. Bases 45 to 758 code for a protein of 237 amino acids. Lineage: Eukaryota; Fungi; Basidiomycota; Exobasidiomycetes; Entylomatales. The transcript has 3 exons.
ACCACCAGCACCUCAUCUCCUCGCACCUUACAGCAGCCACAGUCAUGGCCGUGCCUUGGAUCCCGCUCGAGUCCAACCCGGAGCUCUUCACCUCGUGGAGCUCCAAGCUCGGCCUUGACGCCGAGCGCUUCGCCUUCCACGACGUGUACGGCCUCGACGCCGAGCUGCUGGCCAUGGUGCCGCAGCCGUGCAGCGCCGUGCUGCUCCUCUUUCCCAUCUCGGCCGGCUACGAGCAGCGGCGCCGUGCCGCCGACGAGGAGUGGGCCGCGCGUGGCGACGACGAAGGCCUGCUCUGGUUCAAGCAGAACAUCGGCAACGCCUGCGGCACCAUUGCGCUGCUCCACGCGCUGGCCAACAGUCCGGCUCGCAGCGCCAUUGCCGCCAACUCGCCGCUUGCACAGCUCUUCGCCUCAGCCUCAGCGCUCUCCGACCCGGCGGAGCGCGCGGCGCUGCUGCAGAGCUCCGGCGCACUGGCCUCGGCGCACGCAGACGUCGCCGUGCAGGGCCAGACGGCGGCGCCGCAGGCGACCGACGACGUCGACACGCACUUUGUCGCCUUUGUGCGCGCCCCUAAUGGCGAGCUCGUCGAGCUCGACGGCCGGAGACGCGGGCCCAUGUACCGCGGCAAGCGCGUCGAGCGCCAGGAGGACCUGCUGAGCGUCGUGGGCCAGUGGAUCCAGGAGCACUUCAUCGACCAGGACAAGGACUCGCUGAACUUCAGCAUCAUCGCGCUGGCCAAGGCAGACGGCAGUGAAUGAGACAGCUUCAGACGCGCGCAACAGUAGCAGCAGUCCCAUUACGUCGUCGAUACAGUGACCUCCAGCUCAGCAACCAGGCCCGGGUCGAUGUUGUCCGUGGCAAAGAUGUCGAGCACGCCCAUGAGCUCGUCGACGAGAAUGCCGGGCGCCGUGGCGGUGUGGCGGCCGUUGAGCGUGGCAAACGUGUCGUUGCCGUCGGAGAGCAGGCGCAGCGUCUCGGCCAGGCGCGUCACGAGGCAGCUGAACGGGUUCGCCUCGAAGUUGGCGUGCACCUUGAGCAGCUUGCGCACACAGCGGUACAGCACGCCCGGCACGCCCGGCGCAUCGCGCAGUGCCGCCUUGAUGCGCGGCGGCGCGAGGAAGGCAAUGUUGUACAGCGACAUCGCCGCGCGCUCGUGGUACGCUAGCCGGCCCUCCGUCUUGAUGAUGUAGAAGUCAAGCUCGCU